Messenger RNA from Trichomonas vaginalis G3, 495 nucleotides. RefSeq lists its product as uncharacterized. The transcript has a single exon. Lineage: Eukaryota; Parabasalia; Trichomonadida; Trichomonadidae. The record is from RefSeq and is a predicted model, not a curated record. The coding region runs from base 1 to 495 and encodes 164 amino acids.
AUGCUUCGAGGUCUUCAGGUCACUAUAGAUUCCAGAAACUUCCCCGAUCAAGCGAUGACCACAGUGGGUGACAUAUUCUUUACACGUAUGCUUCAAGCUUCUGAUUUAGAUGGAGUGAAUGAAUGCACGGAAGAAUACGAGGACUCAUUAACUAGACCACUGAAUGAUGAUAAUGGCACGCCAUUAGCUAGAACAUGGAAAGACCAAACUUCAUUCUUAUGCACUAUUCCAGUUCAACGUGAUGGAGCGGGUAUAUUCUUUGAUGGAUUAGAAACUUUCAACUCACAAGUUACAGUACAAGUGAAAGCUUAUCCAAUCAUUCAGGGUGUAAAUGACACUUACUGUUCAAAGGUGACAAAUCCUCCUCAGGUUUGGUUUACUAGGACUACGUAUUGGACAUGGACACCGGAUGAAGGUUUGAAAUAUCAUCCAACAGGUACACCACCACAGUAUAGAAGUUCAUAUGAUGAAAUAUUGAUGAAUAGAAAUGUAUAA